Paralichthys olivaceus (Japanese flounder) is the source of this 3222-nucleotide messenger RNA. Lineage: Eukaryota; Metazoa; Chordata; Actinopteri; Pleuronectiformes; Paralichthyidae. The record is from RefSeq and is a predicted model, not a curated record.
UGGGGGUGGAGGAAGUCAAAGUGAAAUCUGACCCCUCAGGGUCACGACCUUGUGCUCGACGCCAGAGUCUGUUCAACAACAUCAAGGUUUGUGUUUGUGUCUCAUCUAGAGUUUGAUUCAGGAAGUCGAGCCGCUGGUUUUCUAACGUGGACUUUGGAGGUGGUGGGUUAUGGUUGCAGAAUUCUGAGUGAAUCAACACAUCAGAUGCAGAUUUAGCUGUUCAGAGAUUUGGAGCUAAAUUUGAGUCCAUGGUUCAUUUUCUGUCACUUUUCCGGGGUCGGGGGAGGUGAGUAGUACCCAGAAUUCUUUGUGUUUUGCCACAGUUUGCUGCAGCUGGCUCAGCUGCUGGUGUCAGGCUACAUGAAGAGCUCCAUCUCCACCAUCGAGAGACGUUAUGGCCUCUCGAGCCAGAAGUCUGGGCUCCUAGCGGCCUUCAACGAGGUGGGAAACACCAUUCUCAUCGUCUUUGUGAGUUUCUUCGGGAGUCGAGUCCACCGGCCUCGGUUCAUUGGGGGCGGAGCUAUGCUGGCCGGCCUCGCCUCGCUGCUGAUGGCGCUGCCGCACUUCUUGAGUGGAGUGUACGACUACAGCAGCUACAUCAGCUCAGCCUCCACUCAGAACAGCACGGACCUCUGCCAAUCAACAAACCCCUUCAGCACCUCCUCCUCCAAUCAGAGUUGCAGCCAGCAGCAGAGCCCCGCCCAGGAGAGGGCGUACCCUCUGCUGCUGCUGGCUCAGCUGCUGCUGGGUGUUGCAGCCGUUCCCAUUCAGCCCUUUGGUAUCUCCUACAUCGACGACUACGCCAGCAAGAGGAACUCACCGCUUUACCUCGGAAUCGUCUUCGCUGUGACGUCCAUCGGUCCGGCCCUCGGCUUCAUUACCGGAUCCUUGAUGCUGAGAUUCUACGUUGACUUUGACAAGUUGUCCUCAGACGAGAUCAAGCUGGACUCCAGAGACCUUCGCUGGGUCGGAGCCUGGUGGCUCGGCUUCCUGGUGGCAUCCGGCCUCCUCUUCCUCACAGCCCUGCCUUACCUCUUCUUCCCCAGAGACAUGCCCAGAGAGGACGGAGCAGACGACACAGAGUCCAGACCGGACAAACAGCAGCAGACAAACCUGCAGCAUCUCUCCCUCCUUCAGUUCCUCAAAAGUUUUCCUCGUAUCGCUCUGCGGACGCUGCAGAGUCCCAUCUACCUGCUGGUGGUUCUGGCUCAGGUCAACCUGGCAGCGCUGCUCGCCGGCCUCGCCACCUUCAUGGCCAAGUUCAUCGAGAGACAGUUCAGUCAGACUGUCUCUUUCUCCACCCUGAUGAUAGGAGGAGUCGGGAUCCCAAUGGCAGUGCUGGGCACCAUCCUGGGCGGAGUCCUGAUGCGGAGGUUGAAUCUUUCGGUCAGUGGUGCCAGCAAGUUGUGCACCAUCGCCAUCCUGCUCUGUGUGUUCUCUGCCAUGCCGCUGCUGCUCAUUGGCUGCUCCACCCAGAGGGUCGCCGGUGUCUUUCCAGACACUGAUGCAUUGUCGUGCAGCUCCAGCUGUGGCUGUCCUCAGGACAUCUUUAACCCGGUCUGUGGAUCAAACGGGAUCGAGUUCAGGUCACCGUGUCACGCUGGCUGCAACGUUAUGGAGAGGGGCGCACAGAACAAAGUGACUAACUACACUGAGUGUCGAUGCGUAGAUGGUCUCGGACACGCGGCUCCUGGAACCUGUGGCAGCCGAUGUGCCCACCUACUCCUCCCCUUCAUGGUUCUUCUGGGAAUCACAAGCUUCAUCGCCUCUUUUUCUCAGACGCCGUCAUACAUGAUGAUUCUCAGGACGGUGUCGACAGAGGACAAGUCCUUUGCUGUGGGAGUUCAGUACAUGUUGUUCAGAGUGCUCGCGUUCAUGCCUGGGCCCGUGUUGUACGGCAGCGUCAUCGACACCACCUGCAUCCUGUGGGGCAGGAAGUGCGACAAGCAAACAUCCUGUCUCUACUACAACCUGGACCAAUUCAGACAGAGGUUUCUGGGUUUGCAGGUCGUCUUUGUGUGCGGUGGACUGCUCUGCUUCCUGCUGACCAUCGUGGUACUGCGGCAGACACCCAGACCUCAGGAACCAGAGGUGGACAAGAAGAGGGGGUACGAGCUGGUGACGGAGCAGAAAACACCUGAGGACACGUCGUCUAGAGGGAAAGAAGAAAAAGGUGUCAAGACCUGAGGAAAGGAAACCAGAGGACGCGGGGAAAGACAGAGGACAUCUGACCAGAGAGACAGAGGGAGGAGGAGGAGGAGGAGGAAGGUCAGAGAUGAAUGUGGACACUGCUGCUGCGUGUCGAGUGUUUCUGCUGACGUCAUGAGACCUACAGACUCAGAUUUUUUACUUUUGUAUCUUCUAGUUUCUUACAUCCUCAGUGUGAUCCCUGCUGGGUUCGUUCAUACGUUGAUAUAUUCUCACAUAUAUGAUGGUUUUAUACGUUAAUACACAUUUUUUUAUAUAAAGUCCAGAAACAUUAAGGGUGAAAUUUCAGCAAUAAAGACAUUCCCAUCUGCCCCAGCUGUACUUUUACUUAGUGCCAAUUAGCACAUGUUAGCAACAUGGUAAAUCACAGACUCAUCUCCGCUCACUGCAGAAAUUAAGCUAAAAAAACUCGGAUACUGCCAUCUUGUGGUGAUGACCUAAUUUACAGUCAGAGUCUGUGCAGCAGUGAUGGUGGGGUGGAGCCGUGGUAUCAAGGUCACACCCAUACAAACUCUUGGCCAAUCAGGAGUCAGUCUCAGCUGUCAAUCACAAGCCUGUUUUUAUAUCAUCAAAUAACUAAUUGAACCAAACUGAUGAGAAACACUUGAACAAACAUCAGAGAGAGAAGAACGAGCUGAAAUGGCAGAAACAUCUUUGAUCCAUGUCCCAUCUGUUAACAUGGAGGAGGUUUAGGACCUAGCAUAUUAACAGUAGAAUCAAAUUUCAACGCAGCAUGUCCUGAGAGCAGUGAGUGGAUUCUGGUGUAGUGGCCACAGUUGGUACUGCAGGUCAUUGUAUGACUGCGUCACAUUUUACAAAACAUAACAAACGUGACAUUCUUUUCAUUGUCAGUCGCAAAAACAUCGUAUUGUUUUUUUCUUUUAAUGCACAAACUCAAAAAAAAUUUAAAAAUGUUUAAACUAAACUAACGACAAAAAUGUGCAUCGUUCUGUGUCGCUGAACUUUGGUCCAAUCACAGAGAAACUUGUAAUGAUGAUGAUUAAAACUCUUGAA